AUGUCCAAUAUUCUUCCAAAUAUACUUGUACUAGAUUUAAAUGCUUCUUCCAAAGGAUUUUUGUAUCUUGAAACUCCUGAAGGUCUUAUUUUAGGACGCCUGAUUAUGGAAUUUCCAAAAUUAAAAGUUCUUGACAUUCUUUAUCAUAAACCUCAAGACUUUAAAACAUUUUCCACAAUCGGUUCAGGAGAAUAUGCUUCGGUUUAUGCUGCAUAUUGGAAAAGUACCCAAACAAUACUUGCAAUUAAGAAAUUUAACGCAAGUUCUACGAAACAAAAUAUUUUAAAUGAGAUUAAAUUAAUGGAAAUUAUAAGAAGAAAAGUUAAUUUUCAUCCAAAUAUAAUUAAAUUUUAUGGUGUUAUGAAUUUAGAAGAUGAAAUAAACUAUGCUCUUAUUCUUGAAUAUGCUGAUGGUGGAACAUUAGGAAAUUAUUUAAGAGACAACGCCAUAAAUUUUAAAUGGGAAAGUCAAUUGAAAUUUGCACAUGACAUUGCGAGUGCAAUUUUAUGGUUAUAUGACAAUGAAAUUAUACAUUGA
Messenger RNA from Funneliformis geosporum, 537 nucleotides. The record is from the annotation of a GenBank genome assembly. NCBI's taxonomy places the organism in Eukaryota, Fungi, Glomeromycota, Glomeromycetes, Glomerales, Glomeraceae.